Ochlerotatus camptorhynchus is the source of this 858-nucleotide messenger RNA. RefSeq lists its product as uncharacterized. The record is from RefSeq and is a predicted model, not a curated record. Lineage: Eukaryota; Metazoa; Arthropoda; Insecta; Diptera; Culicidae. The coding region runs from base 26 to 481 and encodes 151 amino acids. The transcript is spliced from 3 exons.
UAGACGUUGACACGAAAACGGUGUCAUGUAUCGAAUCGAAAACAUCAUUCUAUUGGCAGCUGCCGUUCUGGCUUCUGUUUAUGUAGCCUCAGGUGAUGAGGAACAAAAGAGCACCUUUCCAGCUCUGCGUCCGGGCAAUUUGCGAAACAUGACAGUUCUGGAACGGAUGCGAAGCUGCAUGGACCGUCUGGACGGGCACAUCGAGUCCAGCCAAGUGGUGAUUCACACCCUGCUGAAACAGCUGAAUGUGGAAGCGGUUUUCAGCGGUACCGGCGACGACGACAACGACGACGACGUCGUGAAAUUGGUUCAAAUUCAAACGGCAGAUGAUCGGGGGAUGCUAAUAUGGACGACUAAUGGCUUCUACGUGUCACUGUCCUUCAUCCUGUUCCUGCAUCUAGUAGUACUGAUCGUGUUUGGAGUCAUAACACUUUGCUUAUCAAAAUCUCCCGUUGCUGCUCUACCAAGGAUGACUGUAUAGGAAGCUAACACUCAACUCCCCCCAUUAGAAAGCCGUCAUAAAGCGACUUAUCUGAUUAAAGGUUUUACAUGCUUGUUUCGCAGCAGACAACCGCAGGAACAUGCUUGCCAGGGUGAAUUCCACGGGCAACAGUGCAAAACUGCAUUACGGCAAGGAACUUUAACAUGUUUUUUUUUUUGUUUUUGUUAAGUUAACUUUAACAGGCCAUCAUACAUGCCGUUUUUUAAGGCGUUUGGUGUUGUUUUUAAUUUCGGUUUUAUGACGGCAAUAAAUGUUGGACAUCGGUUUUUGGAGAAAAUCCCAUCGCAGAACACUGAGCGCUAAUGAGUUGUUUAAAUUCAUAUGAAAGUGUUUCAGUCAAUAAAUAUUGUGUUGUC